GUGCCGGCCCGGCAUGGCUUCCCGGGAGCGCCUCUGCGAGCUCUGGAUGCUUUACUUCGCCAAGAAGGACGUGUCGUACCUGCAGCAGUGGCUGGAGAACUUCGUUAUGAGCUUCGAGAGGGUCAUCGCUCUGCCCUCGCUGGAGCCCCGCAGGAACCCGGAGAACAUCCAGGCGGACAAAACGCCGGGAUUCCUGGCGGAGGUGCUGAGGCUGCUGCGGGUCUGCGGGGACAAGCUGCGGGAUGUUCCCGAGGACGAUCGGGCGCGGGGGCAGCUGGAGAGCGGGAUCCUCCACGCGCUGCUCCUCUGCGAGGGCUUCUUCGACCCGCACCAGACCUGGCGGCGGCAGCUCCGCGGGGAAUUCAUCAGCUCCAAGGAGAAGAGUAAAUACAAGUUUCCCAACGCUCUCCGGGCCGUCACCCCGGGGACCGUGGAGGUGCUGCUGGGGGUGCUGCAGCGGGGCAGGAAUGGGAAUUCCCCCGGAAUGCUGGAGGCCACGCUGCGCUCCCUGGUGUCCGUGGUCCACGUCCUGCACGGCUCCAGCCCCGGCUCCGGCCCCGUGUCCCUGCGGCUCCUCCUGGACGGAUAUUUCAGGGUCCUCAACUCCCACCUCCCCGCGGCGCCGGAGGCAGCCGGGGACCUCCUGGGCCUGAGGGUGCUCAUGCUGGACGCCAUCCCGGCCAUGCUGAGCUGCGAGGACCGGCCGGUGCUCCAGGCCACCUUCCUGAGCAACAACUGCUUCGAGCACAUCAUCCGCCUGCUCCAGAACAGCACGCUCUACCUCGGCAGCUCGCGGGAGGCGGGUGAAGCCCGGGACGAGGUUCCCACACGGAGCAGGGAUGGCCUGCAGCAGGGCGGUGCCGGCGGCUCCGAUGCCAUCGCGGUCCAUGCCCUCGGUGUCCUCACAGCCAUCAUGAGCAACUCACCCUCAGCCAAGGAGGUGUUCAAGGAGCGCAUCGGCUACACCCACCUCUACGAGGUGCUGAGGAGCCAAGGGCAGCCCACCCAGCGCCUGCUCCAGGAGCUCCUCAACAUGUUCUCUCCACCCACCCGGGUUCCUGUCAGCCUCAUCCCAAGGGGUCCCGGGGUCAUCUUUAGCUUCUUCACGGCCGGGGGGACGGGCUUCGAGGCGUUCUUCACCGCCGGCGGCGUGCUGGUGGUGGCCGUCUGCACCAAGAAGGACUACAUGACCGUGGCUUUGCCGGAGUUUGCCUUCAACGACUCGGCUUGGCACUGCGUGGACAUCGUGCACGUCGCCGGGCGCCGGCCCUUCGGCCAGAACAUCGUCAGCGUCUACGCCGACGGGCACCUGCGGAAGACGGCGCAGCUCCGCUUCCCCUCCCUCCACGAGUCCUUCACCUCCUGCUGCAUCGGCUCCGCGGGUCACCGGACCACCACCACGGCUGCCACCGCCACCGGGCACCCGCCGGCGUCCCACGGCCCGGAGCUGGUCUUCCCCUCACACCCCGUGCUGGGACGGUCCCAGUCUGUCCCCGCCACCCUCGGCCCCCACUCUUGGACCCCCACUCAGCUGCCCACGGAGGGGGUGGUGGCCACCACGGCGGCCGGGAGCCAGGACAUGGAGUGGGGCAGCCCCACCUCCCUGGAGGGUCACCUGGGCUCCGUGGCCAUCUUCUGUGAGGCUCUGCAGCAGGCCCAGGUCAAGGCUCUGUUCUGUGCAGGCCCAAAUGUCAUGUCACCAUUUACGCUGGAAGGGGACCUGGUGGAGCUGAGCAGCAAACUCCUGCUGUACUACACCCCCCAGGCCUGCAGGAACAACAUCUGCCUGGACCUCUCUCCCAGCCAUGGCCUGGACGGGAGGCUGACGGGGCACAAGGUGGUCAACUGGGACGUCAAGGACGUGGUCAACUGCGUGGGUGGGAUGGGUGUGCUCCUGCCCCUGCUCGAGCAAGUGGUGUCCAAGAAGGAGGAGCCCGAGGAUGAGGAGGAGACCAACGACCUGGUGGGGCCAGAGCUGACGUCCUCCAGGAACGCCCAGGGCAUGCUCAUCCCACUGGGAAAGUCCUCAGAGAACAGGCUGGAGAGGAACAGCGUGGCCGCCUUCCUGCUGCUGGUGAAGAACUUCAUCCGGCACCACCCCGUGAACCAGGAGAGCCUGGUGCAGUGCCACGGGCCGGCCAUCAUCGGGGCGCUGCUGCAGAAGGUCUCCGGCGCUCUGCUGGACAUGAGCACGCUGGUGGCCUCGCAGAUCCUCAUGGAGCAGGUGGCCUCCGAGGGCAGUGGGCUCCUGCUGCACCUCCUGUACCAGCACCUCCUCUUCGACUUCCGCAUCUGGAGCAACAGCGACUUCGCCGUGCGCUUAGGCCACAUCCAGUACCUGGCCAACGUGGUCAAGGACCACAAGCAGCGCAUCCGUAAGAAGUACGGGGUGCAGUAUGUCCUCGACUCCAUCCGGACCUACUACGGCACCUCCAGGGAGAAGACCACGGCCACUGAUGACAUCAAGACAGUCCAGACGUCCCUCUUCAGCCUGGUGAAGGAUUUCUUCUGCCGGAGCUUCUCCGGGGAGGAGAUGCAGAGCUUGCUGAGCUACCUGGCUGGGGCCCAGGACGAGCAGCAGGUGUGUGGGGCGCUGGAGGUGAUCCACAGCCUGCUGAAGGGCUCACCUGCCCAGGAGCAGCUCUUCGCCUUCCUCUUCGAGCCGGGCCAGGUGGAGGUUCUCUUCUCACUGCUGGUGCAGAAGAAGUUCUCGGAUGAAGUGCGGGAGAGGGUCUUCAAGAUCCUCUACAAGAUGCUGAAGUACGAGAAGGUCCCUGAGCGCAGCAAGAACCGCCUGAAGCUGAAGGACAUCGGGUACCACGGGCUCAUCUCCUACCUCAGUGAUGUCCCCAGCUCCAUGCUGCUCUUCCGCUGCCUCUCCGAGCAGGUCCUCGGGGCAGACCCUCCCAACUACAAGGACCUGGUGGCCGUGGUUUACCUGUCCCACCGGGCCGAGCUGACCGUCCGGCUCGACCUCUGCCGCAAGCUCUUCCACCUGAUCUACGCCCAGCAGGACCUGGUGAGGCAGCUGGCCAGGCUGGCUGGCUGGCAGGACACCCUCACCAAGCUCUACGUCCGGGAGUCCUACGAGUCCCGCCAGCACAGCCUGAGCACCAGCGGGGGCUUCCCGGAGCUGCUCCGCCUCUCCGACCCCCCCGGCAAGGAGGGCACGAGCCCGCCGCCGGCCGAGCUCCAGGAGCUUGACGUCUUCCUCCCGCUGGGAUACGAGGCCUCGGACCAGGAGCUCUCCGAGGGCUUCUCCGACCACUCCAUCUCCCCGAGCGGCCGCACCAAGUCCUUCCACUCCUACAACUUCAAGUCUUUCGACUCCUCCGACCGGGCCAGUCGCUCGUCCUCCAACCCCGGCGACGGUCCCCCCUUCGACGGCGUCUACCACCCGCUGUCGCCCUUCUCCACCUCCCCCUUCGACCUGGGGCUCGACCUGGCCAGCACCAGCUCUGUGGCCACGGCCGAGAGCGGUGCCCAGACCCCCGGCAGCGGCCCUGGCACCCCGUCCCCCCUGGAGAGCUUCAAGCCCUUCCCGGGAAUGCGGGCGCGCAAGAGCUCCAGCCUGUCUAACGUCCUGGAUGAGAGCAGCUACCAGGACGUGCUGCCCAGCGACAACGUCUCCAACACCAGCAACCCCCAGCAAACCCCCGAGGAGGAGCUGUGCAACCUCCUGACCAACAUCAUCUUCUCGGUGACGUGGCGCGGGGUGGAGGGCUGGGACGACACGGCCUGGCGGGAGCGGGGCCAGGUCUUCUCGGUGCUCACCAAGCUGGGCUCGGCCUGCGAGCUGGUGCGGCCCCCGGACGAGAUCAAGCGCAGCCUCCUGGAGAUGAUGCUGGAGUCGGCGCUGACCGACCUGAAGGAGUCGGGGCCGGGGGCCCUGCCCGGCCUCACCCACAACGCCCUCAAGCUGCUCCGGCUGCUCCAGGACUUCCUGUUCUCCGAGGGGCACAACAACCAGGCCCUGUGGAGCGAGAAGGUGGGUGGGAACGAGUGGGGGUUCCUGCUCCCAAACCUGAGCUCUGGACCCUACUGCCUGCACUCCCUGGCCUACGUGAAGCUGCACAGCCUCCUGCAGACGUCCUCAGCUCCCAGGAAGGACGAGGCCUGUUACCUCCUGGGGAAGCUGGAGACCCCCCUCCGGCGCUCGCUGGAGGCCAAGUCGGAGACGUUCUCCUGGCUGGUGCCCAUCAUCCGGACCCUCAUGGACCAGUGCUACGAGACCCUGCAGCUGCAGCUCUUCCUGCCCUCCCUGCCCCCCACCAACGGCAGCCCCACCUUCUACGAGGACUUCCAGCUCUUCUGCACCACCCCGGAGUGGAGGGGCUUCAUCGAGAAGCACGUGCAGCCCACCAUGGCCCAGUUUGAGAUGGACACCUUUGCCAGGAGCCACGACCACAUGUCCAACUUCUGGAACGCCUGUUACGAUGCCAUGAUGAGCAGCGCCCAGCGGCGGGAGCAGGAGAAGGCGGCCAGCCGCAAGAUGUUCCAGGAGCUGGUGCUGGAGCCGGUGGCCAAGCGCUCCAAGGCGGAGAACGCCCGGCACAGCAACAUCCUCAAGCAGGCCAACAACCACCAGAGCACGGUGCUGAAGCAGUGGAGGUCCCUGUGCCGCCUGCUCACCUCGCCCCGCUCCGCCUGGGCUGACCGGAACCCGCCGGAGGUUCGCUGGAAGCUGUCGAGCGCCGAGACCUACUCGAGGAUGAGGCUGAAGCUGGUGCCCAACCUCAAUUUCGACCAGCACUUGGAGGCCAGCGCCCUGCGGGACAACCUGGGAGCCGACCACCUCCAGACCCCCGCCGAGCCCCUCCCGCUCGCCAUGGCCAAGGAGGCCAAGGUGAGCGAGCUGGAGGAUGACCAGCUGGCUGAGGAGGACCUGCCCGUGCUGGACACCCAGGCUGAGCCCAAGGAGCAGAGCCAGCGGGAGAAGCUGGUGGUGUCGGAGGACUGCGAGCUCAUCACCACGGUGGCCGUGGUGCCCGGGCGCCUGGAGGUGACAACCCAGCACGUCUACUUCUACGACGGCAGCAGCGACAAGGAGGAGACGGAGGGAGGGAUCGGCUACGACUUCAAGCGCCCGCUGUCCCACCUGCGCGAGGUCCACCUGCGCCGCUACAACCUGCGCCGCUCCGCCCUCGAGCUCUUCUUCAUCGACCAGGCCAACUACUUCCUCAACUUCAGAAAGAAGGUGAGGAACAAGGUGUACUCCUGCAUCCUCGGCCUGCGGCCCCCCAACCAGAUCUACUUCGGCAGCCGCUCGCCCCAGGAGCUGCUCAAAGCCUCGGGGCUCACACAGAAAUGGGUCCUGCGGGAGAUCUCCAACUUUGAGUACCUCAUGCAGCUGAACACGAUCGCGGGGCGCACCUACAACGACCUGUCCCAGUACCCCGUGUUCCCCUGGAUCCUGCGGGAUUACGUCUCGGAGACCCUGGACCUCUCCAACCCCGCCGUGUUCCGGGACCUGUCCAAGCCCAUCGGGGUGGCCAACGAGCGGCACGCCCGGGACGUGAAGGAGAAGUAUGAGAGCUUUGAGGACCCCACGGGCACCGUGGACAAGUUCCACUAUGGCACCCACUACUCCAACGCGGCCGGAGUGAUGCACUACCUGAUCCGCACCGAGCCCUUCACCACCCUCCACAUCCAGCUGCAGAGCGGCAGGUUUGACUGCUCAGACCGGCAGUUCCACUCGGUGCCGGCGGCGUGGCAGGCGCGCAUGGAGAACCCCGUGGAUGUCAAGGAGCUCAUCCCCGAGUUCUUCUACUUCCCGGAGUUCCUGGAGAACCAGAACGGCUUCGACCUGGGCUGUCUCCAGCUCUCCAACGAGAAGGUGGGCGACGUGGUGCUGCCGCGGUGGGCGCGGUCCCGCGAGGACUUCAUCCACCAGCACCGCAAAGCCCUGGAGUCGGAGUAUGUCUCCGCCCACCUCCACGAGUGGAUCGACCUCAUCUUUGGGUACAAGCAGCGAGGCCCGGCCGCCGUGGAGGCCCUCAACGUCUUCUACUACUGCACCUACGAGGGGGCCGUGGACCUGGACGCCAUCGCCGACGAGACGCAGCGGAAGGCCCUGGAGGGCAUCAUCAGCAACUUCGGGCAGACGCCCUGCCAGCUGCUCAAGGAGCCCCACCCCGCCCGGCUGUCGGCAGAGAGCGCUGCCCAGAGGCUGGCCCGCCUCGACACCCGCUCCCCCAACGUCUUUGAGCACCUGGACCAGCUCAAAUCCUUCUUUGUGGAGGGCAUCAGUGACGGGGUGGCCCUGGUGCAGGCCGUGGUCCCCAAGAACCAGGCGCAUUCCUUCAUCACUCAGGGAUCCCCCGACGUCCUGGUCACCGUGAGCGCCAACGGCUUGAUGGGGACCCACAACUGGCUGCCCUACGACAAGAACAUCUCCAACUACUUCAGCUUCACCAAAGACCCCACCGUGUCCAACGCCAAGACGCAGCGGUUCCUGCAGGGCCCCUUCGCCCCCGGCGCGGAUCUGAGCUCCCGCACGCUGGCCGUGUCUCCCGACGGGAAGCUGCUCUUCAGCGGGGGGCACUGGGACAACAGCCUAAGGGUCACCUCGCUGGCCAAGGGCAAGGUGGUGGGGCACAUCACCCGCCACAUAGAUGUUGUCACCUGCCUGGCUCUCGACCUCUGCGGCAUCUACCUCAUCUCUGGAUCCCGGGACACCACCUGCAUGGUGUGGCAGGUCCUGCAGCAGGGGGGGUUUUCCAGCGGCUUGGCUCCCAAACCUGUGCAGGUCCUGUACGGCCACGACGCCGAGGUGACGUGCGUGGCCAUCAGCACCGAGCUGGACAUGGCGGUGUCGGGCUCCAAGGACGGCACCAUCAUCACUCACACCGUGCGCCGGGGGCUCUUCAUCCGCUCGCUGCGGCCGCCGGGCGAGAGCUGCGUCCCCGCCGUGCUGUCCCAGCUGGCCGUGGGCCCCGAGGGGCAGGUGGUGGCCCAGAGCACCGCGGGCCAGCGGCCCUGCCUGAAGGACGGGUUCGCGCUCCACCUGUACUCCGUGAACGGGAAGCUCCUGGCGUCCGUGCCCCUGGAGCAGGAGGUGACGGCCAUGUGCCUCACCGAGGAAUUCGUGGUGCUGGGGACCGCCCAGUGCGGGCUGGAGAUCCGGGAGCUCCAGAGCCUCAGGCCGGCCGUGCCCCCCGUGCCCAUGAGGGUGCCCGUGCACAGCGUGUCCGUCACCAAGGAGAAGAGUCACAUCCUGGUGGGGCUGGAGGAUGGAAAACUCAUCGUGGUGGGCGCUGGGCAGCCCGCUGAGGUGCGUCCGGGCCAGUUCCACCGGCGGCUGUGGCGUUCCACGCGGCGCAUCUCCCAGGUGUCGGCUGGAGAGACGGAAUACAACCCCUCCGAGGGCCGGGCCUAGGCUGGGAUUAACCUCUCUGGGAACCAGGCCUAGGCUGGGAUUAAACCCCUCCAAGGGCCGGGCCUAGGCUGGGAUUAACCUCUCUGGGAACCAGGCCUAGGCUGGGAUUAAACCCCUCCAAGGGCCGGACCUAGGCUGGGAUUAACCCCUCUGGGAACCGGGCCUAGAGUGGGAUAAACCCCUCCAAGGGCCGAGCCUAGAAUGGGAUAAACCCCCCCAAGGGGCCCCAUGCCCCCAGCACAGAGAGGGGGCACCCCUUGGACCAAGGGGGUGUCGAGGGGCUGAGGGGGGUCCCCUGGGCCCGAGGGGGUCCAGACCCCCCCACUCCGCCCGCCAUCCGUGGCCUUAUCCCUCCCCGGUGGGGUAUCCAGCCCCCCCAGUUUUUUGGGAAUGUAUCCCUCCCUUCCCAGGCAGGGUCAGGGGGGGCAGGAGGAGGUGGGGACCCCUCUCUGGGCAGGGGGUGCCGUGGCCCCCCCGCCGUGCCCGCUGGCCAGGAGCCGCUCAGAGUGCGCGCGUGUGUCCCUCCCACCCCCCCUUAUUUUUUAUUUCUAUGCGUUUUUAGAUCUUUUACAGACAAAGAUUAUUAUUAAUAUUGAUAAUUAUAAUAAUAUAUCUGUGGGAAGUCGG
Messenger RNA from Neopelma chrysocephalum (saffron-crested tyrant-manakin), 8005 nucleotides. It is a transcript of the gene NBEAL2, whose product is annotated as neurobeachin like 2. Gene Ontology annotation, biological process: intracellular protein localization. The record is from RefSeq and is a predicted model, not a curated record. The coding region runs from base 14 to 7378 and encodes 2454 amino acids. Gene Ontology annotation, molecular function: protein kinase binding. Lineage: Eukaryota; Metazoa; Chordata; Aves; Passeriformes; Pipridae. The transcript has 52 exons. Gene Ontology annotation, cellular component: cytosol; membrane.